Molecule: messenger RNA, 1482 nt
Organism: Solanum verrucosum
Lineage: Eukaryota; Viridiplantae; Streptophyta; Magnoliopsida; Solanales; Solanaceae
Exons: 8
Coding region: 98-1174 (358 amino acids)
Biological process (GO): SREBP signaling pathway
Cellular component (GO): endoplasmic reticulum membrane; endoplasmic reticulum
Molecular function (GO): ubiquitin protein ligase binding; cholesterol binding
Source: RefSeq, a predicted model, not a curated record
UCCGUUUACGAGAAAAAGAUAUUUAUUUAUUUGGAAUUAGACAAAAAUAUAAAUUCUAUUUUGGAGUGCUAAGAAAGCAAAAAAAAUAAAAUCCGCCAUGGAUGCACAGCAACAGCAGAGACAACAAGGUGUUCCGGCUCGCCCAAGGUCCGGCGAUGGCGGCGGAGACUUCACUCCGAUUCUCACUGUGCUCGUUGCUUUCAUCGCCAUUUUCGCAUUGAUUGUGGCUCCUUCUAUUUCAACAUUAAAUAAUAGUGUAUCCAUUUUACACCAAGUGCCGGAAGGUCAUGUUGGAGUCUAUUGGAGAGGAGGUGCCCUUUUAAAUACAAUAACUGAUCCAGGUUUUCAUAUGAAACUGCCCUUUAUAACUCAGUUUGAACCCAUUCAAGUUACUCUUCAAACAGAUCUGGUAAGGGACAUUCCUUGCGGAACCAAAGGAGGCGUGAUGAUCAACUUUGAGAAAGUAGAAGUUGUUAACCGCCUUCGGAAGGAUCACGUGUAUGAUACCCUGCUGAAUUAUGGGGUCAAUUAUGAUAAUACAUGGAUAUACGACAAGAUCCACCAUGAGAUCAAUCAGUUCUGCAGUGCUCACAGCCUUCAACAAGUUUAUAUUGACAUGUUUGAUCAGAUCGAUGAAAAAAUGAAAGAUGCUCUUCAGGCUGACUGCACACGAUAUGCUCCAGGUAUUGAGAUUCUCAGUGUACGUAUUACAAAACCUAGCAUCCCGGAGAGCAUAAGACGAAAUUUUGAGAACAUGGAACAGGAGCGCACCAAGGUUUUGAUUGCAGUAGAGAGACAAAGAGUUGCUGAGAAGGAAGCAGAGACGCAGAAAAAGAUAGCAAUUAGUGAAGCUGAAAGAAAUGCUCAUGUUAGUAAGAUCCAAAUGGAACAGAAGUUGAUGGAAAAAGAUAGUGCUAGGAAACAAGAGGAAAUUUCAAAUUCGAUGUACCUAGCUCGUGAAAAGAGCCUGGCAGAUGCAUCUUACUAUCGAACAAUGAAAGAAGCAGAAGCAAACAAGCUGAAGCUUACCCCAGAAUUUCUAGAACUGCGAUUCAUUGAAGCUAUAGCCAAUAACUCGAAAAUUUUCUUUGGGAACAAGGCAAGGCUCAUCUUCUUAUUACAUCUAUCUCUAUCCCCUCUCUUGAGUUUACGCCUUACGGCAUUCUGUGCUUAACACAAAAAUGUGAUUUUUCAGGUCCCCAACAUGGUUCUUGACCAAAGGCUACUUGGGAACUUUUUGCAAGAGGCUGUACCGCGAGCGGAGUCUUAGGGCUGUUUAUGCUCGUUUGUUAUAUCACAUGGAGAAUGAUAGAAUGUAUUGGUUUAUCUCUAUGUUUCAUUCUGUAGCUUUCAGCAUCAUGUUUUUUCCCCUCUUUGGACAUGGAAAUUUUCCAUUUUUGAAUAUGGUGUUUGUUUGUGUCAUUCCACGGAUUGUGAAUGGUAAAUACCAAGCAGUAUUAUAUGAAGAUUUGAUUCGUCUUA